AAGGGCGGAGCAGGUCCGGGGCCGGCCCCGGCCGCCCCCGCCCCUGCCGCGCGCCGGUACGGGCGGCUGUGGCGGCGGUCGGGGCGCUUCCCUCCGCCCCGGCGGCUCGGCCGUUAGAGCGGGGCGGCUCCCGCGAGAGGCGGCGCCAUGGGGGCGCACGGCGUCAAGGCGGUGUUCUUCGACUUGGACAACACGCUGGUGGACACGGCGGCGGCGGGGCGGCGCGCCAUCGAGGAGGUGAUAAAGGCCCUGCAGUCGAAGCACCACUACGGCGAGGGGGAGGCCCGCCUCAUCUGCGACAAGGUGCAGGCCAAGCUCCUCAAGGAGUGCCACGACCCCGCCAAGAUGUGCAUCACCGACCUGCGGAUCUCCCACUGGGAGGAGGCCAUCCAGGAGACCACCGGCGGGGAGGCCAACCGGCACCUGGCCGCCGAGUGCUAUUUCCUGUGGAAAACAACCCGGCUCCAGCACCUCACCUUGUCCGAGGACACGCGGGGCAUGCUCACCGAGCUGCGGAAAGGCCUCCACCUGCUCCUCCUGACCAACGGCGACAAGCAGACGCAGCGGGAAAAGAUCGAAGCCUGCGGCUGCCAGCCCUACUUCGACGCCAUUGUGGUGGGGGGAGAGCAGAAAGAAGAGAAACCAGCCCCAUCCAUAUUUCAUUACUGUUGCGACCUCCUGGGGGUGCAGCCGGCAGAGUGUGUGAUGGUUGGGGACUCUCUAGACACAGAUAUUCAAGGAGGCCUGAACGCCGGCUUGCAGGCGACUGUCUGGUUGAACAAAGCAAUGACUACCCCGGUAGAUAUCUCCCCAGUACCUCAUUAUAUCAUUUCUUCUGUUCUGGAUCUUCCAGCAGUUUUACAGAAGAUGGAGCACAAAAUUAAUUCUAAGUUAGGAACUGACUAUACGGCUAGUGGUAAUGAAGCACACUGACGGUUCCAGAGAUGUGCUGAGCAGUUAGGUGACUCACGCUCUUUUAAAAGAUUCGACCCUAGGAUUUUGAACUCGUGUUCGGUAUGCUUUCUUCAACAGCAGAUGGAUGAGUAAAAGCACAGUUGUCAGUGAAAACAGGAUAGAAACAAAGAAUUAGAUUAAUUUAAAAGGUGCAAGUGCAGCUAAUUUAAAAGAACUGCCUCUGUCUAGAAAUUAUUUUGACAGACUGUGGCUAAAGUCUAUCUGUCUCUGACCUACAUCGCCAGUCUCUUGUUUUUGUAGCAGAAAAGAAAAUUUGAAUGUUUUGAUCUUUCACAUGCUUUGCUGACUUGUAAGUUUAGCAGAAGCUUCAGCUCAAACCUUGUUUGCAGUGUGUAAAAGAAGGUGAGAAAGAGAGUGUGGUACGAUCUGGUAAAUCUUCACAAUUGAUCUGCAGUUUAUCUCAGGAACUGGAGUGAAUUUUGCCAUUUCUAAAACCAGAAUUUAUUGGCAGAAUUUAUCAUGUAUCAGACCACUAGAAAAUGCCCUACCUUUGAUCUUUUUUUCAAGUUGUAGAAUUUUUUUUCAGGCUUUGCAGUGAUUUAUCUUUUAUGGAAUCUGUACCUCUUGCCAAAAGUACAUAAAUAUAAAUUUAAAAAUUGCAUUUGUGUAGGGGACCAUUUAUCAGAGGGACUUGAUGGAUAAGUUUUUACCUUUUAUUAUCUUGGUGCUUACGCAGCUAUGCAGUAUACUUGUAAUUCAGAUUAUGAUUUUUGUUGGAAUGUAAUUGAUAAAACAGAGAUAUUUUCGAUGUUCUUACUGUACUGUCAAACUCUUUAAAAGGUACUAUUAUUGUUCUGUCUGAUUUUAUUAGUGGAUUUUGAUCAGACUUUUUGGAGAAAUUGUUCUUGAUCUUGCUCAGGUGUAUGACUACUCAGAUUCAACUGCAGGAUCAGUGCUUUUUUUGACUGUUUUAAUGGCACUGCUACACAAUCCCUCCUUACUCCAGUUUCUACAUGUAUUUCAUGUGAUCUACUCUGGAGAAAAUAUGAGCUAGUUGUUUGUAAAUGGCUUUCAUGACUCCCUUCCAGGAAACUGGAAAAUUAUGUCAUAUGUAUUACGGUACUAUGUACAAUUUUAAAUAUAUAAAGCAUAUAUGCUGUUUCCACUAGAUGCAGGAGAUGACUCUCUUAAAACACUGAGAUUUCUCUUUCCCAGAUCAUUAUCUUAAUAAUUUCUUUUUUCUGUACUUCAUAUUAUUACUAUAUAAUGGGAAAGUAUUCCCAUAUUAAAUGGAAGUAUAAACACUUGUUGGAAAACCUGUGUUUUUCCAAAUCUGUUUUAUAUAUAUAUAUAUUGGGCUGGAUAUAUGACAAUAUCUGAGCAAUCGCAUUUUAUACUUCAGUAUAAAUCCAUGACGAAUCUUUUGAGAGCAGGGAUAUUGAGGUGCUGGCAGAAGAGUGUCUGUCUUGUGGGCAGCAAUAAAAGGUCAGCAAAAAGUACAGAAACCUACCAGGAAAUGGGUGUGUAGAAGGAAUCCUACACGCAAGAAAGUUUCCUUUGUUUAACUUGACACAAAUCUAAGUUAAUGUAUUUAAGUCUUGCACAGGAUAACAGAUUCAGUUUAGAGGAGGCUAUUACUGAUAUGGAUUGAAUUAUUUGUCAAAGAGUUUAGGUUGCAUCAAAAUAUGUUGCUCCUACAUUGAGGGUGGGGAAAAAAAAAAGGAAAUACUCAUUGAAGUUUGAACCCCUUUCAUCCAAUUGUCCCUUAAAAAAAGGUAAAGCCGUCCAGGUUCUUCAUCUUAUCUAGCCAAGACCUUUGAGAUCAAUGAAGAGAAUAGAGGCAGGCCCCACCUGUACCUUUGAGGAAAUGGGCAUAUGCUAAAAAUAAUCCAAUUACAGUGGUAUACUAAGUUGCCACAUGUAACAUGAGCCACUGGGACUGACUUGACACACCUUUACUGAAGUAAGAAGCCUAAUUUAAGAUUUUGUUUUGCGUUUGGAAGAGCAUGAAAAUGGUUGCAGGUUUAGCUGAUGAGCAAAGCGUUGCUAAUAACAUUCCUUAUAAUCAAGGACCGAGAGAAAAAUAAUAAAGAUCACUGAGCCUAUGAGGAAUACUGUGUAAAAAUAGAAACAUAUCCAAAAGGUUAGAUGGAUCCCUGAAAAGAUAAUGCAUUUGAAGUGAUCUGUUUUAACCAUACUGUCUGAUACAAAAGCAACAACUUUGCUUACAACAGCAUCCCAGAGGAGCUGCAGUAUAACUCUGCAGUGUUUGCACAGCAUCAGGGUAAUAGAAUUUAGGUUAGAAUGAGGUUUCUGUGAUUUAAAACAACAAAUAGUAAUAAUUCACAAUUCUGUCUGUGGCCUUGAAGGAUAUAUAAGUUGAGGCUCAUAUUCUCUUGCCACUGCAUCAUUCUGAAGUAGGAUGUUGAGCCUGCUUAUUGUAUAAAGGGUCCGAGGGUCUCUUGUUUUAGAAGAGGCUGCUCUUUGUUUUGCACGUGGCCAGUCUUUUUCUUAAAUCUAUGAAAAACCACUGUAACUGAACACUCAGGUGAUAGUGUGGUCUGCAGAGGCCACAGCUGAGUAUAUUUUUUCCAUUGCUGGGUUCUGUACCAGGCUGGAUGUGACUACCAGUGUCCAGAUCGGGCAACAGUGUUAUGAUGCUUCUAUAAAACAAGAAGAAACAGUAGAAGUGAUUUUUCUAUCUAGGGUUCUUAGAAGCAGUUACCCAAUAAACUGGAUUAGGUGUCUGGAGUAUCUCUAAAUACUCAAGAUGUUUUUCUUGGAUGGAGCUCUUACAGAAAGCCUAAUGAAAAAUAAUUAUAUUUAAUGAAAUGGAAACAUAAAUGUAGUGAUGGGAUAAUUUUCACAUCAGAAGCAGGAAUAGAUCAAUAAAACAGUCUAUAUUCAGUUCCAGUUCAGCUAUGAUUUUGCUUAGUGUUAUGCUCUAUUAGCAAAGUUGUCUAGUUUAUAUUGCCGAAACACACUAAAUAAAAAGAGGAAAAAGUAAUUCCAUCUAUAUUUUUAAGAAAGUUCUAUUUUUUUCAGAUAAAUGUUAUCUCCUGAGGUUAACCUACAGAAACUUUGACUUUAGUGAAAUGAACUGAAACAAUAGUUUGGUACCACCUGUGUUUUAACUCUUGAUUUAAAAUAGCCCAUGUACUAGUCUAAUAAAAGUAUUUUGUUUAUAAAACAUUUAUUUUAAUGCUCUGUAUUACUGUGGAUAACGAUGUUUGUGACCAGGUUUACA
This is a messenger RNA of Chroicocephalus ridibundus (black-headed gull), 4162 nucleotides long. RefSeq names its product N-acetylneuraminic acid phosphatase (gene NANP). The coding region runs from base 148 to 933 and encodes 261 amino acids. The record is from RefSeq and is a predicted model, not a curated record. The transcript has 2 exons. Gene Ontology annotation, biological process: dephosphorylation; N-acetylneuraminate biosynthetic process. NCBI's taxonomy places the organism in Eukaryota, Metazoa, Chordata, Aves, Charadriiformes, Laridae. Gene Ontology annotation, molecular function: N-acylneuraminate-9-phosphatase activity.